AUGGUGGCCUCCAGAUUGAUCUCAAGAGCACUCGCUCGACCACCCGCUCCCAGAGUACUCAAACCUGGAUUAUCACGAUCUUUAGCUGCUGUUCAUCCCGUCACUCUCCCUUCAGCUGAUCCAGAGACCAAAACUUCCGUUCUGUCGAAUGGUCUUUCAGUCUCAACUGAAACUAUCCCAGGAGCUCAAACUUCAACAGUCGGAUUAUGGAUCGAUGCUGGUUCAAGAGCAGAUGCUGAAGGUGCAAGUGGUACUGCUCAUUUCUUAGAGCAUCUCGCAUUCAAAGGCACAAAAUCUAGAUCUCAAACUCAACUUGAACUUGAAGUAGAAAACUUGGGUGCUCAUUUAAACGCAUAUACAUCAAGAGAACAAACAGUCUAUUACGCAAAAGCAUUCGAUAAAGAUGUUCCUCAAGCUGUUGAUAUCUUGUCUGACAUUUUACAAAAUUCAAAACUUGAAGAAAGUGCAAUUGAAAGAGAAAGAGAUGUCAUUUUGAGAGAACAAGAAGAAGUCGAAAAACAACUUGAAGAAGUCGUAUUUGAUCAUUUACACGCUGUUGCUUAUCAAGGAUACCCCCUUGGUAACACCAUUCUUGGACCUAAAGAACACAUCAACUCGAUCUCCAAGACUGAUUUAUCAGGCUACAUCUCCAAAAACUACACUGCCGACCGAAUCGCUUUAGUCGGAGCUGGAUCCAUUGAACACGAUGCAUUAGUCAAACUUGCCGAGAAAAACUUUGCUUCUUUACCUGUAUCUUCCAACCCUAUUCCACUCGGUGGACAAGCUCAUCCCCGUACCGAUUUCUUAGGUUCAGAAGUUAGAAUUAGAGAUGAUACGAUGGACACAUUAAAUGUCGCUAUUGCAGUCGAAGGUGUUUCUUGGAAAUCACCUGAUUAUUGGCCAAUGUUGGUCAUGCAAUCAAUCUUUGGAAAUUGGGAUAGAUCAUUAGGUGCUUCUCCUUUACUGUCUUCAAAAUUAUCUCAUAUCGUAUCGAGUAACAACCUCGCAAACUCUUACAUGUCUUUCUCAACUUCAUACUCUGAUACUGGUCUUUGGGGUAUCUACAUGGUAACUGAGAACCUAAUGAACGUUGAUGAUCUUGUCCACUUCACCCUCAAAGAAUGGACUCGAAUGUCUAUAUCUCCUUCCAGUGCUGAGGUUGAGCGGGCUAAGCAACAACUCAAAGCUUCAUUGUUAUUGGGUUUGGACGGUACCACCGCUAUUGCUGAGGAUAUCGGUCGACAAUUGAUCACCACCGGUAAACGAUACACACCUGGAGAGAUUGAACGAUAUGUCGAUGCCGUUACUCCCGAGGAGAUCCAAAGAGUUGCCAGACAAUACCUCUGGGACAAAGAUAUCGCUAUUGCCGCUUUAGGUCGAACUGAAGGUCUCUUCGAUUACAACCGAAUCAGAGCUGACAUGUCCUCGAUGAUCUACUAA
Kwoniella shivajii is the source of this 1440-nucleotide messenger RNA. Its product is annotated as mitochondrial-processing peptidase subunit beta. NCBI's taxonomy places the organism in Eukaryota, Fungi, Basidiomycota, Tremellomycetes, Tremellales, Cryptococcaceae. Gene Ontology annotation, molecular function: metal ion binding; metalloendopeptidase activity. The transcript is spliced from 7 exons. The record is from RefSeq and is a predicted model, not a curated record. The coding region runs from base 1 to 1440 and encodes 479 amino acids. Gene Ontology annotation, cellular component: mitochondrion.